Messenger RNA from Elaeis guineensis (African oil palm), 752 nucleotides. Its product is annotated as histone H3.3. NCBI's taxonomy places the organism in Eukaryota, Viridiplantae, Streptophyta, Magnoliopsida, Arecales, Arecaceae. The record is from RefSeq and is a predicted model, not a curated record. Gene Ontology annotation, cellular component: nucleosome. Gene Ontology annotation, molecular function: DNA binding; structural constituent of chromatin; protein heterodimerization activity.
UCGACCUCUCCUGAUCGAUUUCGAAGCCAGAAGGAGAGAGGAAAAGCGAAGAGUUUAUCAGAUGGCUCGGACCAAGCAAACUGCUCGCAAGUCCACUGGAGGGAAGGCCCCUAGGAAGCAGCUUGCUACCAAGGCUGCUCGCAAGUCUGCCCCCACCACUGGAGGAGUGAAGAAGCCCCACCGAUUCCGGCCAGGAACUGUUGCUUUGCGUGAGAUUCGCAAGUACCAGAAGAGCACGGAGCUUUUGAUCCGGAAGCUGCCAUUCCAGAGGCUUGUCAGGGAGAUUUCUCAGGACUACAAGACUGAUCUGCGAUUCCAGAGCCAUGCAGUGCUAGCGUUGCAGGAGGCAGCAGAGGCAUACCUUGUGGGGCUGUUCGAGGACACCAAUCUUUGUGCCAUUCAUGCCAAGCGUGUGACGAUCAUGCCCAAGGACAUUCAGCUGGCCAGGAGGAUUCGGGGUGAGAGGGCUUGAGCUUGCCCAUGUUGGCCUCAAAUACUGUCAACCUUUUCUAACAUAUGGGGUUUGUAUUUGGGGAACAAUUGGGAAAACAUUGUCGCUGAGUCAUUUUUGCAAUCGCUUUUUAAACUUCAACUUUUUCCUUAACAAAAGCAUGUGACUGUCUGGUUUGGUAUUGAUUUUGGUAAACAUGGUGGUACUCGAUGUUGGUACUUGUAGAUUUUAGCAGCAAUGUGUAAUUUUUCGGCUUCAACUUUUUCCUUAACAAAAGCAUGUGACUGUCUGGUUUGGUAUU